Molecule: messenger RNA, 2532 nt
Organism: Olea europaea var. sylvestris
Lineage: Eukaryota; Viridiplantae; Streptophyta; Magnoliopsida; Lamiales; Oleaceae
Product: SWI/SNF complex component SNF12 homolog
Exons: 2
Coding region: 462-2087 (541 amino acids)
Biological process (GO): regulation of transcription by RNA polymerase II
Cellular component (GO): nucleus; SWI/SNF complex
Source: RefSeq, a predicted model, not a curated record
AAAAUGAAACCUCACUCGCUCCAUUGUUGAGUCGUAACUCGCCGAGCGAGUCAACUGCCGCGAAGGAAGCUCCGCCGUUUCCACCUCGCACCAGUGAGAUUCUGUUGUAAUCUAUUCAAUAAUUUCGAUCGAAAAAUUUCUAAUUAUAUAAUUUAUCAACUUUUUUCUAAUUUUCGCAUUGUAUAUGAUUAAGGUUUAGGUUUUCGAUUGUUACAGUCUCUUUUAUGUGAUAAUAAGCUGUCGCCAAGUUUUGAUCUUUUCGAAAAAUAUUCUUUUUGCGUCGAAAAUAUACGGUUUUUGGGGCUUCGUGCUUAAUUACGUACUCUUAAGCUUUUCUUGGGUUCCUUCUUAUAGUUAUUAGCUUUUAGGCAUUUAUAUGCAGUAAUUAGAGUCCCUCUCUGUGCGCUGAUGCAUAUGCUGAUUAGGGAUUAUCUGAGGUUAUUAAUUGUUUAGAUUUAGCUAUGUCUGCAAAUAACAAUAAUCAACCAAAGAACAUUGGGGCUUCGUCGCCCUUCAACAAUUCGUUGCCUGUGAACCCUUCUGCUCAGCAACAAGUCGGAUCUGGCUUUCCGGGGCAAUUUCAGAUGUCUCAGUUAACUCCAGCUCAUGCCCAAGCCAUUGCUCAAGCUCAGUCGAAGGCUCAGGCUCACGCCCAAGCACAAGUGCAGGCUGCCCAUGCUCAAUUUCAAGCGCAGUUGCAAGCUGCUCAAGGGCUUUCAUUCAACCAAGCACAUUCCAGCGGGGCAAAUUUGGGUUCGCCAUCUCCCUCUCUUUCAGGAGCUGGAAGUGCCAAUGCUAAAAGGUAUAUGCAGAAACCACCUGUGCGGUCGACUGGCUUCUUGCCUAACAACACAGUUUCUCCUAUGAGGACAAUGGAUGCUUCAGCUACUAUUCGCAGGAAAAAGCAGAAGCUUCCAGAGAAGCAGUUACAGGAAAGAGUGGCAGCAAUUUUGCCUGAAUCUGCUCUUUACACACAGCUCCUUGAGUUUGAGUCUCGAGUGGAUGCUGCUCUGACAAGGAAGAAAAUUGAUAUCCAAGAGGCUCUAAAAACUCCGUCAUACAUACAGAAAACUCUCCGGAUAUAUGUAUUUAACACUUUUGCUGAUCAAAUUCGUACAAUUCCUAAGAAGCCAAAUGCGGAGCCGCCUACAUGGACCCUUAAAAUUGUAGGGAGGAUUUUGGAGGACGGGAUGGAUCCUGACCAAGCUGGCAUGAUGCAGAAAUCAAGCUCUUUACAUCCAAGGUUCUCUUCAUUUUUCAGGAGAGUUACUAUUUCCUUGGACCAGAAACUCUAUCCUGAUAACCAUAUGAUUAUAUGGGAUAGUGCUCGGUCUCCUACUUCUCAUGAAGGCUUUGAGGUAAAAAGGAAAGGGGAUCAAGAAUUUACCGUGAAUAUACGGUUAGAAUUGAAUUAUAUGCCCGAAAAGUAUAAGCUUUCAUCAGCUCUGAUGGAAGUAUUAGGUAUCGAGGUUGAUACUCGUGCAAGAAUUAUGGCUGCCAUUUGGCAUUAUGUGAAGGCUAGAAAGUUGCAGUGUCCGGAUGACCCUUCGUCUUUCAAUUGUGAUCCUCCACUUCAGAAAGUGUUUGGGGAAAGAAAGAUCAGAUUUACUGCAGUGACACAGAAAAUAACACCCCAUCUGUUUCCUCCACAACCCAUACAUUUAGAGCACAGGAUCAAACUUUCAGGAAAUUGUCCUGCUGGAACUGCAUGCUAUGAUGUCCUAGUUGAUGUACCCUUCCCAAUACAGAGGGAAUUGAAUGCUCUGUUGGCCAGUACUGAAAAAACAAAAGAGAUCGAUGCCUGUGAUGAAGCAAUUUGUACUGCUAUAAGAAAGAUCCAUGAGCACGGUAGAAGAAGGGCAUUCUUUCUUGGUUUUAGUCAGUCACCCAUAGAAUUUAUUAACACUCUGAUUGAUUCUCAAAGCAAGGAUCUGAAAGUUGUUUCUGGGGAAGGAAUUCGCAACCCAGAAAAAGAGCGUCGAUCGGAUUUCUACAGCCAACCCUGGGUGGAAGAUGCUGUUAUACGCUAUCUGAAUCGUAAACCACCUACAGAUGCUCCUGGAAACACGAGUAGGCAGGAACCCUAAAGCUUUUAUCGAUAUUUGAACUGUAAACAGCCUGCAGAUGCUUCUGGAGGCCAAGUAGGCUGAAACACUAGAGCUGCUAAAACUAGUAUGCAGUUGCUUCUAUCACUUACUGUUCGUUGAACAUCUGCACAGCUUUUUUGUGACUGGUAUUUGCAUUUUUCAGUGGUAAUGAACCAUGAAUCCUUGUAAAAGAAGCAGAUAGUAUAUCUGGUCAUUCAGCACUGUCGUUUCACUUGCUGUUUCUGGUUGUCAGACAAAUUUGCAUUACAGAUUUAUUUAUCUUUGCCAAUGUGCAAAAGCAGUUCUAGCUUUUAAGUGCUGUUGUUUGACUGGUCAAAUGUUGUAUUGUAUGUCAUUGUGUAGAUGCCAGCCUAAAGUGAAACACUCGAGAUCUUGCUAGAUGAUUGUACUAUUUAUUUUAUGGAUAUGCUUCAUCUUCGAUCUA